AUGCAUCCUCAACAGACACCAAUAUUUGUCGAAACCAAAUGUCAACGAAUAUACAACCCUUGCAACUUCACUAAAUAUGUCGCAAUCAAUUCCACCGCACCUCCCGACGACUUUUUACCCCCCAAGAGUUCUUGGCGCGAUCUGAAGAAACAACUGCAAGAUCAAGGCGCCCUCACGCUGGAAGAUCAUCGUCUAAUCACCCACACCCAACUCUCACCGUUAGAAAAUGUCACCAAAUGGCAUCUCACUGUCCCGGGAGCGCACCUUGGCUUUGCCCACACUUAUUCUCGUCCACCGGCACCAGAACUUGCUCCGUCAAACUUCCAUCGAAUCUUUGACGCAUUCAAAUACUACAUAGUCCACAUCGUGGCACCAGUCCUUGAGAAGAGGAGCAAUACUAUGCUACUCCGUCUCAUUAACUCUCCAGACAAAGGCAAUUGUGAACGAUAUCCUUUUCGACUACCGCAGAAUCAGAAGACCGUCCGCGACUAUGCGCAUAUCUUUUCCUGCAUGAUGACUUUCGUCGUUCGUGCCGCCGACAAGGCCAUCCCCGGCUUCCCCGUUACUACCACGGACUCGCAGCUAUACCUAAUAAGGCAAUUCCUGAAUUCGAAUAUCCCGGAGGACCUGGUCCACGCACCUCCUUCCUUUUGGGACCUAGUACAUCAAGUCUGUUGGUCCAUGCUCACAUCCAUCCCGGUCUCGAAUGAAUUUAACGAACUCGACAUUCCUUUGACACGUUUCUUGAUUGCCUACCACUUGCGAGACGACCUGUCCGCUAGAUUCAAAAUGGCAACCCACAUCUGCCACAACAUGAUCGCCAUUCAAUGGUGCUGGCGUGCUAUGGGGCUGUACCAAUGCAAAAAGCUCGCAUCCUCAAAGGAAAACGGCGAGAUGGGCGUAUACGAGGACAUCUCCAAAUAUCUGACGGAGGGCGGCCACUCCCCCUUUGCUGUCCUUCGAUGCCACAUCCAUCCCAUCACUGCGAUCUCGAUGCAAGAGCCCAGCCUCCCUCUCUUCCUGAUGGGGGCAGACAUGGAGACUUUCUCCUUUAAAUCUCAUCCGUUCACUAUGUCCUCUUUCAAAGAUUUCGCAGUAGGCCUGGUCUCUUCAUCCGAGUCGCUGCUGCUAUCCCUUCUCGACGGACUCGAUAUUACGGACCUUGAUGCACGCAUCCACACUGCAUUGUCACUUGACAACAGCGACGGAUGA
This is a messenger RNA of Pleurotus ostreatus (oyster mushroom), 1212 nucleotides long. RefSeq lists its product as uncharacterized. The transcript is spliced from 3 exons. The record is from RefSeq and is a predicted model, not a curated record. The coding region runs from base 1 to 1212 and encodes 403 amino acids. Lineage: Eukaryota; Fungi; Basidiomycota; Agaricomycetes; Agaricales; Pleurotaceae.